GUACAGAACGCUGAAGGAAGCGACGAUGGCGGGUCGAGUUGUGAAGAUGUGCAAGAGAACAAGGUCGACAGUAUUGAGGAAAAACAGUAUGAAAAGGAUUCCAUCACGACUUGCUCUCUUUGCCAUAAAGUAUACUCAAGACCWUCAACACUUAAAGCUCACAUGCGAAUUCACACUGGAGAGAAGCCAUUUAAAUGCAACACGUGUGACAAAUCAUUUUCCCAAGAUGCCAAUCUCAAGGCUCACCUACGCGUGCACUCCAAAGAGAAACCAUUUAAAUGUCAGAUAUGUCAUAGAAGGUUUGCCCAGUCUUCUUCAGUUACCACGCACAUGCGCAUUCACAGCGGUGAACGCCCCUAUAAAUGCCAAGUUUGCCUCCGAGGUUUUGCUGAUAGCUCAACACUCACCAAGCAUCUACGUAUUCAUACUGGAGAGAAGCCGUACCAGUGCAAAGUCUGUGAUAUGAAAUUCUCGCAAUCAGGAAAUCUAUCCAGGCACAUGCGAGUACACAAAAAGAAAAAGAUGGCAUAAGAAAAUGAAAAGAAUGCCAAUACUUUACACGUCGUUCGUGUUGAUUUAAUGCGAUAUAUAUCUUAAUAWAUAAACUCAUGUUGUGUUGUUAAAAAAGAUAUAUGACAUAUGGACUCGGUAUUUACUUGCUUAUUGUUUACAUUGUAUUAUCCAAUUUCAUCCUUUAAUUUUCCUGUUUAACUCACAAUUCGUUCGUGCUGACAGUGUGGUUGCAUUAUCCAACUGCACCUUUCUUCAUGGCAAAGUGUGCUUUCUUAGUUUGUAAGGAUAAUUCCUCACCGAUCAUAAAUCCAAUUGGAAA
Exaiptasia diaphana is the source of this 832-nucleotide messenger RNA. RefSeq names its product protein glass. The transcript has 3 exons. The annotation marks the transcript as partial. The record is from RefSeq and is a predicted model, not a curated record. Gene Ontology annotation, cellular component: nucleus. Lineage: Eukaryota; Metazoa; Cnidaria; Anthozoa; Actiniaria; Aiptasiidae.